Messenger RNA from Pelodiscus sinensis (Chinese soft-shelled turtle), 553 nucleotides. The record is from RefSeq and is a predicted model, not a curated record. Lineage: Eukaryota; Metazoa; Chordata; Testudines; Trionychidae.
GUGACAGACCCAGCAUGGCCCGGCAGGGACCCCACCCCGCGCUCCUCCUGCCCCUGGUGCUGCUGGCAGCCGGCCUGGCCCAGCUCGGCGAAGGAGCCACCUACCAGGACUUCGUGAACCGCCACGUCGACUACGAGAAGACCCCGAUCAACCCGGAGCGCCUCUACUGUGACCGCAUGAUGCAGCGCCGGGGCAUGGCGGGCAGGACCUGCAAACCCACAAACACGUUCCUGCACGCCCCUGAGGCGCAGCUCCAAGCCAUCUGCGGCCGCGGCGGGCACCACUUCCCGCACCUCCGCUAUGACAACCUCUAUGAAAGCAACGACGUAAUUAGUGGCACCCUGUGCACGGAGGCGCCGGGCUCCAGGCCAAACGACUGUAAAUACCGAGAGUCUCCGGUCCGUUCCCGGGUCACUGUGGGCUGUGUCCGUGGGAGACCCGUGCACUUACAGGCAUGAGCUGGGAUCAUGGGUCCCGCUUCCCUGCUGUGUCGCUGGGGCCUCUCCUGCCCCAUCCCUGCCCUUCCCAGCCCUUCCCAGCCACCCCCAUUUUU